Molecule: messenger RNA, 3725 nt
Organism: Macrosteles quadrilineatus (aster leafhopper)
Lineage: Eukaryota; Metazoa; Arthropoda; Insecta; Hemiptera; Cicadellidae
Product: repetitive organellar protein-like
Exons: 24
Coding region: 118-3591 (1157 amino acids)
Biological process (GO): centriole replication
Cellular component (GO): centrosome
Source: RefSeq, a predicted model, not a curated record
GCUGUGUUUGUUUGGUUUUGUUUCAUUUGAGCUUGUGUUUAAACCUUGUAAUUGUGUUAUAUUUAUCAUAAUAAUUAUGACUUUCCAAGAAUAGUAAUUUGAUAUUUUAUCUAUGAAAUGGAUGGAAGUCCUUGUGUAACAUUGCUGAAUGGAGCUGAAAUUAAUUUUAACUCCAAUGAUCAGCAUGAGGAUGACGAAGAAGAUAUUGAAGAGGAAAACAUGAGAAAAGAAAUGCUAAAGGCACAACUGGAGCAUGCUUUUGAUGACUGUUGGAACGAGUCGGACCAUGAGGAAGACAGCGGCAACUCGAGCAGCAGUGACGACGAAGGUGGACACCGUAAACACCAGAGAGCACAGCUAGUGCCGCCAUUCCGCAAACUCAGCAGUAUCAGUGAGCGUUCGCCCAAUAAGACUGUGGACAGUGAAAACUCCCUGUCUCAGAGUAGAUUUGUCUUCUCUCCCCCUAAAAUGUCUUUUGAGUCAACGGAAAAUGGUGAAGACAAUCCCCCAAUGAACGGCCAGGGAGAUGGUGAGUCUCGGCAUAAACAAGUUUUGAAGAAUAAACUGACAAGUGAAAAUAACAUUCAGUUUAAGCCCAUUUUCUCAAAUGGUUCCCUUAGUGAAAAAUCUCAUACUUCAAUUAACGAAAAUGGUGACAGUUAUACUGAAUCAGUCACAAAUGGUCAUACCAAUGAGAAUCAACCAUAUGUACCAGUAUUUAAUAACCCGACCAUGGAAAAUGGUGAUAAGUUUCAACAUAACAACUCUAACAGUGAGGUAUCUCACGAGUCUAUUGACGACAUUGCGGAAGCCUACAGACAAGCAGAGUACAACAGUGUUGAUCAGCUACGAGUGUUGUACGAGGUGAGGAUGAGAGAAAUACAAGAGCUACAAGCUGAGAAGCUCAGAGCUGCCAACCACCAGCAGGAGAUGAUGCGACGGUUGGCACUAAUGGAGGCAGAAAAACAAAGGGCCGUACUGUCUAGGACUGAGGCCAGCAAGCUGUUAGUUGCAUGUAAAGAAGAGAUUGGAAAUCUACAGAAAGAGUUGGAUUCACAGAAACAGACUAUAACAUCUUUAGAAAAGGACAAAGCAAAGAGCGAUGAUACGGCUGAAGUGUUGAGAAUCCAUGUUCAAGAGCUGGAACAGAGGAUUGAAUUAAUGGAACGGUUCGAUUCCAACAAAACAGCGGCAAAACAUACUGAAGCCAUCAUCAAGGAUCUCAGAACUAAACAGCAGCAAGAAAUGAAACUGGUGCAGAAGGAGAUGGACUGUCUGAGAACAAAGUUGUUAAAAAAGGAGGAAGAAUGUCGUGAGCUAGAGCGUAGAGUGGUAGAGCAGCAGAAGACACAAGAACAGCUGUUAGUUGACAAGGCUGAGACUAUUAAUCAGCUGGCCCGUCGUCUGGAGGAGAGCCAGUCACAGUGUGGUCAGCUGAUGUCAGCCAAUGUCACGGUGGAGAAUGUGAAGCUGCAGAACCAGCUGGGCCAAGUACUGAGGGAGAAAGAAGAACUCAGCCAGACAGUUCGGAAUCUCCAGGCAGAAUGUAGCAUUAUGAGGUCUGACCUGACCCAGUACGAGAGUUUGUCCAGACUGACACAGCCUCACAGUAACAGUUCCAGUGAUGAUACUGACUCCAUCACACAAUUGGGAAUCAGCAGCCGCAGCAGGCAUACCAACCUCAACACAACCGAUAUGGUGACCAAACUGAAGGACGAACUCCACAGGGCGCUACUCAAUCAGAAAGCUAAACGUUCUGAGAUUCUCCGUCUUCAAGAGACCAUCCAACACAGAGACAGAGAGAUAAGGGAAAUGAGAGAUCAAGAGAGAGUAUACAUGGCAGAGAUCGAAACUAUGAAAGAGCAACUGAAUAAUAUGAUGAUGGAAAUAAGAUCGGUGAAAAACCAAAAAGAGGCCGAAAAAGACACAAAUAACAAAUCCAAAUCUGAAGAAAUUUUACAAUUAAAUGCCCAAGUAGCAGAACUGAACAAAGAAAAAGCUGUGAUAGAAAGAGAGAAACUGGAAGUGAAGAAGAAGUUGGAUGAACUAACCAAAGAGUUUGAAGAGGAAAAGAAAAAAGAGAUUUCUGAAAAUAAUAAAGAGUAUUUGAAGUUUCACGACGAAAUUGUGUCCAAAGUCAGAAAAGAAAUGGAACAAGAGGCUGAGUUGAGAAUUAAAGAGUACAGUGUUAGACUAGAGCAGAGUCUGAAAGAAGUGAACGAUGUGAAGGAUAUGUAUGUUUCUGUCUGUGCUGCAAAGGAAGAAAUGGCACUCCAGUUACAGAAGCUUAGUGCAGAAAAAGAUAGAAGUGGUGAUAGAGAAGAAGAGAGAGAUAGACUGAAGAAAGAGUUGAAGGAGUAUAUGGACAUGAGGGAUCAUCUCGCUCGAAGAGUCAACACAGCAGAAAGAGAAAAUGCUAAACUUGCUACUGAAAUGGAUAAACUGAAGACUGAACUGGAAAACAAAAUAUUAACAAAUGAAGAAAACCAGGUUUGCCCAGAGUGUGCCAGACUACAGGAGGAGCUGAGUAACAUGUCUGUACGUCACACAAAUGAGUUGACCACAGCACGAUCACAGCUGCAGGCUGCUAGGGACAGAUUGUUACAGCUGGAGAAAACGGCUCGUCAACAGUUUGACACGGAGAUCAAAAGCUUACGGCAGGAUCGUGACUCCCUCAAGACAAAGUGCGAUGAAAAGGAGAACCAGAUAAAAAAACUGAUUGAGAGUCGAAAACGAACACCUACAACUACCAGCUGUGCAACACAAACAGACGUGAUGUUUGUGGAACAAACAACAGAAGACAAAGGAGUGCUUGAAGGGGUAGAAAAGAGACUCAGAGAAGAGUUUGAACAUAAUCUUGCAGUUUUGGAGAAAGCCCAUCAAGAAGCUGUUGUAGCUUCAAGAAACCAACACAAACAGGAAAUUGAGAGAUUACAACAGGAACAUCAACAUAUGCUUGAGGCAGAAGCGCAACUGAGAGUUAGUCAUCAGAGAGCUCUACAGGAAGUAGAAGAGAGAACUAAGCAGGUGACCUUGGAGUUCUGCGCUGCGCAGAUCAGGCGGCUAGAGGAGCAGUAUAUGGAAGAGGCUUGUCGGCGCGCAGACCCCAGCGUGGUUGGCGCACUACAGACAGCGCUGCAGGAACGUGUCGGAGAGGUGAAGAAGUUAAAAGAGAGGUUGGCAUCACUGCAAGACGAGCACCAGAAACAGUUGGCCACACUGCAACAACAGAUAGAGGCUGACAGAAACAGAACGACCCAGCUGAUGGUACAGUGGUCUCAGGAGCUGAAAAACGCUCAAGGUGAAGUGAAAUUGAAGGAAGCAAUCAUUGACGACCAAAGCUCAAAGAUUCAAAAGGCGAAAGCAAAGGUGCAAAAACUGCGAAAUCAGCUGAUAACGACUAAUCAGAACAUAGAAGCGGAAUAUACCAGCAAGUGUAAUCAGUACAAAGCGGAGUUUAUCAAGGUGAUGGAGGAACAUGAAAAAACUGUAAACGAACAAGUCAAACAACUGAGAGAAGCUUAUCAAAACCAAGUGAGAGAAUUGAAAAAGGAGCUGAGGAAAAAGAAAAGCACAGAGAAGAUUGUAUAAGCUGCAUUCAAAAAGUGCUAUUAUUAGUUGUAAGAAUUUAACAAGUUUCCCUUCAACUGUGAUCAAGACCAUUUCUGAGAAAUGUGCCUUUUAAUCAUUUUAAUAUGUUAAUACUUUAGGACUUAUAUUUGUGA